UCAAGGUUAAGUGCAAUCUCACGCUCUUCGUUUGAGUUCAAGAAAAUGGCCGAGGCCAGAAUGUCACCAGAUCGGUUCUUCUGUCUAGUGUGUCUGAAUCCCCCGACGGAUCCAGUAACGACCGACUGUGGUCACAAUUUCUGUAUGACCUGUAUUAAUGAAUACUGGGAUCAGGAGGAUCAGAGGGGAGUGUAUAGCUGUCCUGAGUGCACAGUCAAGUUCACUCCGAGGCCUAAUUUACGAAGAAACAUUUUGCUGACUGAAGUGAGUGAUUCAGUGAAGAAGACUGUCCAGGGUGCUUCUCCUGCUCACCGUUACGCUGGACUCAGGAGAAUGGUAAAGGAGGAACAGAUGAAAUUCGAGGAGAGAAUCCAGGAGAAGCAGGAGAAGGUGGAGGAGCUGAGACAGGCUGUGGACACUGUAAAGCUCAGUGCACAGACAGCAGUGGAGGACAAUGAGAGGCUCUUAACUGAGAUGAUCAGCUCCAUGGAGAAGAUGCACUCGGAGAUGACGGAGCUGAUCAGAGCUCAGGAGAAGGAUGAACUGAGUCGAGCUGAACGACUCCUGGAGCAACUGGAGCAGGAGAUCACUGAUCUUCAGAGGAGAGUCACUGAGCUGGAACAGCUUUCACAGACAGAUGAUCACCUCCACUUCCUCCAGAGUUUUCAGUCUCUCCAUUUCUCUUCUGGAUGCGAUUACUCAUGCAGGAUCACUGUCAAUCAAGAUCUCUCAUUUGAUGGAGUGAGGAAAUCUCUCUGUGAUCUGAAAAAGAGAAUUGAGGAAGUCUGCCAGGAAGAAUUCACCAAAAUCCCUGAACAUGCUGCAGCAGUUCAGAUCAUUUUACCCUCAGAACCAAAGAGCAGAGAAGAUUUUAUGCCGUACUGAUCUCGGAGUUCCAGCACCCUCCAGAAUAGGAGUGUAUGUGGAUCACAUUGCAGGAACUCUGUCCUUCUACAGCGUCUCUGACCCGAUGACGCUCCUCCAGAGUCUGCACCACAUUCAUGCAGCCUCUAUACGCUGGGUUCGCGCUCCACUGGUCGUUUGAUAGAGUGAGAUUUUGUGAUCCAUAAGUUUGUGUGUAGUGUUUUAUGUACAAUUCCACGCGUUUCCGUUCUACACACGUUUCUGAUUUAAACACACACACACACACACACACACACACUCUCUCUCUCUCACACUCACAUACACACACAAAACAUACACGCACAAACACACACAAGCACAGACACACACGCAAACACACAUACAAAUUCACACAUGAAAAACACACUCAGAGACACACACAGAAACACAAACACACAUACACACACUCAGACACACAAAAACAUAAAGAAACACACACACGAACACAAGCGCACUCACAAACAAACACAAAAACAUGCGCACACACACACUGUCUCACUCUCCACAUAAAUAUCAUAUAAAUAUAUAAUCUCCUCCACAGAGAUCACACCACAUUCAGUCAGCCUCUAUAUGCUGGGUUUAUGCUCGACUGUUACGGAUCAACUCUUGAGAUUGUGAUCCAAAAUAAACUGGUGGUGGUGUUUAUUUUUCUUUGUUAAUAUGUUCAUACUUUUCAUUGUUUCUGAAUAUACGUUGUAUUAAUAAUAAUACAGUUGAGUUGAGUAUGAUUCUUUUCAUUUCAAAUGUCCAUCUUCACUGCAUCCAGUCUAGCAUACAUGCACCAAGCAUAAAAUAUCAUUAAGGAGAUCCUUUAUGUUUGAGCUUCUCAUCUAAAAUGGCAUUUGUAGAUCAUUUUUUUGUAUAACAAGCCAUUAUACAUAUCACAUGACUAAAAAGUUUAGUGUUUGUUUCAUCCCAAUAAACUGUAUAAAGGUUUUCUUCACUGUCCAUUGCUCUGCAUUGCAGAUUAAUCCACUA
This is a messenger RNA of Ictalurus furcatus (blue catfish), 1881 nucleotides long. RefSeq names its product E3 ubiquitin-protein ligase TRIM17-like. NCBI's taxonomy places the organism in Eukaryota, Metazoa, Chordata, Actinopteri, Siluriformes, Ictaluridae. The transcript has 6 exons. The coding region runs from base 46 to 885 and encodes 279 amino acids. The record is from RefSeq and is a predicted model, not a curated record.